AUGUGGCUUGCCAUGGUCUCCAGCAAAUCUGCCAACUCCAUUGCUGCCGGCACCUUCCAUUUUCUCCUCCUUUCGCUUCUCAUUCUCAACGUUUUCGCCCUUCAGAAUGCAGGGAAUUCAAAGAAAAUUAUCUACGCUACAAAUAGUGCUCCCUUUAGAAGAGAGCUAUCACCCAGAAUAACAGAAACUAAAUCCACACGUGGAAAAGCCUACCCUCCUGACUUUGAGAGUAUUCAGCAAACGCCAGUUGAACCCGCAUUACGACUUGGCAUGCAAGUUUCUGCCACUUUUCCAAAUACAUGUCCCUUUACAGUUUUAUGGGUUUCGCUUUAA
Messenger RNA from Rodentolepis nana, 333 nucleotides. Lineage: Eukaryota; Metazoa; Platyhelminthes; Cestoda; Cyclophyllidea; Hymenolepididae. The record is from the annotation of a GenBank genome assembly.